AUGCAAUCCAUAUCAUUUACUUUUGAUAUAUGGACAAGUGGGGCUCAACAACCAUAUAUAUCACUAACAACACAUUAUUUAACAAAACAAUUUGAGCUUCGUAACAAAACACUAGGAUGUUCAUACUUUCCAGGUGAACAUGAUGGAAAAAGUAUUUUUCUUAAAAUUAAAUCUAUGGUUAGUGAAUGGAACAUGGAUAUUUUAAGUUUAAAUAUUCCUAUUUAUAUGGUCACAGACAAUGCAAGAAAUAUAAGUUGUGCAUUAAAUAAAUAUAAUUCCAAUGAUAACUUACAUCACUAUUUUUGUGCAGCCCACACAUUACAAUUGGCCAUCCAAGAUGCUUUAAAAGAAAAUAAUAUGGAAAGUUUAUUAAAAAAGUGUCGUUCAAUUGUAACUCAUUAUAACCACAGUAACAAAUCUUGGGAACGUUUACAACAAAUUCAAGUUCGAUUAAAUCUUCCAAACCAUAAGCUCAUACAAAUGGUCGAGACUCGUUGGAACAGUGUGUUUUUAAUGUUGGAGCGCAUAAUAGAACAAAAAGAAGCAAUUGUUUUGGAUUUGCAAAACUGGGUAAAAGACAUUAAUAUUACAGUAGGAGAGUGGAAACUUAUUAAUGGAUAUGUUGAAAUAUUAAAGCCUGUUCUUGAAGCAACAAAGGAAUUUAGCCAAGAAGAUAUACCAACAUUUUUAAUGCAAUACAGCAGCAGGAUUAGGAUAUUUGCUAGAAGCUUGAAAAAAUCUAUAUCUAAUAGAUUUCAAGUAUGCAAAAAUGACCCAGCAUACUUACUAGCAACAGCAAUUGAUCCUAGAUUUAAAACUAUACUUAUGGAAUCGUAUGAAGUAGAAAAUGUAAAACGUUUGCUUACAACAGAAGUUGAGAGUUUUAAAUUAACAAGUGAUACAAAACUAGAAACAACUGAACAAAAUAUACAACCCAUAACAGUACCUGUUCCGACAAAUUCACUGUGGGUUAUUCUUCAAGAGCGAUCAAUCUCCAGUACUGGCAAUGAAGGACUAACAAGCUGUGUUAAAAAUGAGAUACAGGAAUAUUUGCAUCAACCACUUCUUCCUCCUACAUCAAAUCCCCCUUGUAUGGUGGAAAACUAA
Melanaphis sacchari is the source of this 1107-nucleotide messenger RNA. RefSeq names its product zinc finger BED domain-containing protein 4-like. The coding region runs from base 1 to 1107 and encodes 368 amino acids. The record is from RefSeq and is a predicted model, not a curated record. The transcript has 3 exons. NCBI's taxonomy places the organism in Eukaryota, Metazoa, Arthropoda, Insecta, Hemiptera, Aphididae.